AACACAGGUAGGGGCCGGCAGCCCGCGUGCUCUCCCUGGCCAGGUCUCUGGAGCUGGGGUGGUGGGGGCCUCUCCAGCCCUGCUGCUCCCAGCCCCAAGCACUGGCUGACCAGCCACGUACUCGGGCCCUGUAGGCUGUGGAGGAUGCGGUGCUGGGCUUUGGCCAGGCCGUCCGUGGCAUCCGCUGCCUCCCGGAGCUGCAGCAAGCCUGCCGCAUCCUCCAGCGCCUGACGGAGGCACCACCGCUGCUGUCCCCGGCGUCACAGAGAGAGGCCAGCGCGUCACUCCUGCACCUGAGCUCACAGCUGCUGCAGACUCCCGGACCCUGCAACAGCAGCCACCCGGCCGGCAGCGCCACCACGGCUGCCACCGCCCUCUUCCAGGCUUUCAGCAACAUCCUGAUGGCGCUGGACUCCACCGCAGGCCCCCCUGGCUCAGCCUUGCAGCAGGCCCUGGAGGACACCCUGGCUGCGCUGCCCCUUGUGCAGACGAUGCUGUGGCACAGCCACAACACAGGGACCCCUGUGACCGUGAGCGCGCCCACUGUGGCAACACAGCUCAGCAGCUGUGGCAUCACUUGCCUGCCCCUAAGUUCACACCGCCUGGCCCAGCCACGCCCGCUGGACGUGACCUUCCCGACAGCCUCGGUGCUGGCCACGUUCCUGCCCACACACCUCGAGGUGCAGCUCCAGCUCACAGCCCUGGCCCUCAACCCCUUCAAACACCUGGACGGGACGGAGAUCAGCAGCGUGGGCGGCGUUUCCCUCACCUCGGCCCAUGGCGCCCUGGACGUGCACGGCCUGCGCGAGGAGAUUGAGGUCGGGCUGUGGCGGGACGAGGCCGCGGCGCCGCUCCCCACGUGCCUCAACCUCAGCGCCCAGCACUUCCACGUGGAGCUGAACCUCACGUCGGCAAAGGACGCCCUGCUCGUGCACGUGCAGCCCGAUGCCCCCCUGCCCGUCGACCUCUACCUGGGCUUCGGCCACCCGCCCAACCGCCCCCUUGCCCAAGGGAGCCCAGGAGCCCUGCGGGACACCAGGAAGCAGCUCCUGGCAGGACAUCCACUCCCGGGGGCCAUAUGA
Messenger RNA from Gavialis gangeticus (Gharial), 1082 nucleotides. RefSeq names its product polycystin 1 like 3, transient receptor potential channel interacting (gene PKD1L3). Bases 402 to 1082 code for a protein of 226 amino acids. The record is from RefSeq and is a predicted model, not a curated record. Lineage: Eukaryota; Metazoa; Chordata; Crocodylia; Gavialidae. The transcript has 7 exons.